AUGAUAGUAACUCGUAGUUCUCAUCCAAUUAUUUUAGCAUCGAACCAUGGUUUGAAAACAUUUGCUGUUAAACGUCCAUCGAAAAUCGUCGAUACUAUCGGAUGUGGUGAUGCGUUUGUUGGAGGAUUUUUAGCAUUUUGUUCUUUGAAUAGAUCGAUUGAUGACUGUAUAAAUGCUGCAUGUUAUUGUGCAUAUGAAUGUUUGUCGCAUACACAAUGUCAAUUUUCAAAAAAUCCUUUAUUUGAUCGGAUGCAACAAUUUUGUGAAAUAGAAUAUUCAUCUUGA
Molecule: messenger RNA, 285 nt
Organism: Rotaria sp. Silwood2
Lineage: Eukaryota; Metazoa; Rotifera; Eurotatoria; Philodinida; Philodinidae
Source: the annotation of a GenBank genome assembly